AGCUUCUGUCUCAUCCAAAAACUUGCAUCCUUCACAAGACGUCUUUUAAAGAAAGCAUUUUUUGCUACCUGCUUCAUCAGUUCCUUGUUAAGAAGAACAGCAUGUCGUACCUGGCAGAUGUUGUUGAAGUUGGUGGGAACGGAGGAGAUCCUUUCGAUUUUAAUGGCACUGAAAAUGGAACCAUGUUGAAAAAAGUCCAGGUUUGGGAAGGUGAUUCGCAGAUAAAAGCCAUGAAUGUGUGGCUUACUGAUGGCCGGUACAAGCAGUUUGGUGAUCCUGCUGGGAAUCUGAAAGAGUUUAACUUUGAAGAUGGAGAGCAUUUCACCUCCCUUUCACUUUGGCCAAAUCAAGAGGGUUCACGUCUGGGUGCAAUCAAAUUCAAGACAAGUCACUCCCGAGAGUUCGGGGCAACCAUGAUACGUUGGAAUCUGCAAUCAGAAGUUCCAGUUGAUGUUGCCUCUGGGAUCUGCAUGGGGAUCAAAGGACGUUCAGGUUUGGACAUUGAUCGCUUAGGCUUUAUGUUCAUCAACACUGUCAAGUCUGCUGAGCUUACCGAUGUUGUGUAUCCCACCAUUCAUGAUGUGAUACCCAAAGUGGCUGUUGGAGAAAUUAAAUCCAUGUCCUACCAGAACAACACUUCUGUAACUCAAGAAUACAAAAUUGAGACCUCCAAAAAAAUCAUCCAAAAAUCCUCCUGGUCUGUUAAGGGAAAAGUGGAAUUCACAAUCAGCCUGGAAGUAAAUGCAGGAAUUCCAUUUCUUGCAGAGGCGAAAUCAAGAUAUCAAUUAACCAUUGGAGUUGAGGGUACAUAUGCUUCAGAGAGCAGUACAGAGAAAAUGGAGCUCUUCUCAUUUCCUGUUAAAGUUCCUGCAGGUAAAACCGUGGAUGUGCACAUCGCACUUGGCCAGGCUACAGUUGACCUCCCAUUCACUGGCAUCAUGAAGAUUACCUACUAUAAUGGCAGCGUGCUGGAGUAUAAAACCAGUGGAACCUACAAGGGUGUCGCUUACUCUGAUGGAAACGUGGUUGUGAAUGAAUCAAACAAAAUGCUUGGUGCAGCCUAACAAGCUUUGAAUUCAUUUCUAUAAAUAUUUUUAUAUUCAUAUAUUUUAGCCACAAAAUGUGUCCUCAUAUUUGAUAAUGUUUAAUAAUCAAUGUUACAGAUGUAUGGGACGUAUUUAGUGCAUUAUGUAUCACUGUACUCAGUAUCUCAGUAAAAUUCUUGCUGACUGGAGCUGUGUGUGUGGAACACUGGAGUCCAGCUGUGACUUAUAUGAUCUUGCAUCUUCAUGUUUAUCCUGCAUUUGGUGGAAUGGGUGAUUUUUUUUUUUUUAGUUGAUUUUUUUUUUUUCUAAGCUGUAAAUCAAUAAAUAAAGUGUGAUUUGAAUUAGGAGGAACGGUGGUUUAGUGGUUAGCACGUUCGCCUCACACCUCCAGGGUUGGGGGUUAGAUUCCCGCCUCCACCUUGUGUGUGUGGAGUUUGCAUGUUCUCCCCGUGCCUCGGGGGUUUCCUCCGGGUACUCUGGUUUCCUCCCCCGGUCCAAAGACAUGCAUGGUAGGUUGAUUGGCAUCUCUGGAAAAUUGUCCGUAGUGUGUGAUUGCAUGAGUGAAAUGAGUGUGUGUGUGUGUGUGUGUGUGUGUGUGUGUGUGUGUGUGUGCCCUGUGAUGGGUUGGCACUCCGUCCAGGGUGUAUCCUGCCUUGAUGCCCGAUGACGCCUGAGAUAGGCACAGGCUCCCCGUGACCCGAGGUAGUUCGGAUAAGCGGUAGAAAAUGAGAGUGAGAGUGAUUUGAAUUAUUCUGCUGGUCUUCCAAUGGUGCAAAGCCAUAUUUUUUGAUUAAUAAAUAAAUCUUUACAAAUUUACUUUGACUGUAGCUUUGUGUGAUAUCUGGACUUGAUUAUUUUCCUUUCACAUAUUCAGAAGAUUAUAAUCUGUUAUAAUUUCCAUCAAUAAAAUCAAUCUCAUUUGAAA
Tachysurus vachellii is the source of this 1971-nucleotide messenger RNA. RefSeq names its product aerolysin-like protein. NCBI's taxonomy places the organism in Eukaryota, Metazoa, Chordata, Actinopteri, Siluriformes, Bagridae. The transcript has 2 exons. The record is from RefSeq and is a predicted model, not a curated record. Bases 102 to 1064 code for a protein of 320 amino acids.